AUUGCGUAUUUUAAAGCUGAAUCUGAAGACCAUAUUUAAAUCUAAUUCAUAAUCAUGUCUCAGGUCUCUAAGAUUUGGGUAUUUUUUCUCAGUCUCUUCAACAUUUUAGGAUACCAUUUUGCAUCAGCAGCAUAUUACUGCAAUUACUACUACAGCUACUGCUAUUAUUACUACUACUACUACUAUUACUAUUCCUCCUACAGUAGCGCCGGGACCAUCGCUGGAGCUGUUGUGGGUAGCAUUGUUUUCCUAGUCAUCGUAGCGGUUGUCAUUAUAAUUAUAUGUUGUAAGAAAAAGAACCGGCCAGGAAUGAUCAUUCAAAACACCCCUGCAGUUCACACUGUGACUACAGCUCAUUAUGGACAGCCAGGAUAUGGACAGCCGCCUCCAAGUUACGGUCAACAACAGUCAGGAUUCAAUCAGUAUAAUCAGUAUCCACCGCCACCUGGUGUUAACCCCGCCUACCCUCCACCACCUCCACCUCAAUACUAACCAAUCAAAAUGUCUUAUAACAUUUUGCUCAAUUGUGCCAUUCACUCAUUGGGAAAUCAGCGAUCUUUGUAGAGUUAAAUUUUCGAGUUUUUCGAGAUAUGAAGACGUAUUAAAGUCCGCCAUGAAAUGUAAUUUAUCAUAGAUAUUACUACACAACAAUACUUCAUCCACUAACCAAUAAUUUUCCGUAAAACCACGAUUAUUUUACCCCACCAAAAUAUGUGAUUUUGUAGUAUAGUUAUAUUUUUAUCAUUUUUAAUUAUUGGUAUGGAAAUCUUUUAAAUGUAUGGUAUCUUUCGUAUUGAUGUAUAUAAACUGAAA
Molecule: messenger RNA, 813 nt
Organism: Saccostrea cuccullata (small rock oyster)
Lineage: Eukaryota; Metazoa; Mollusca; Bivalvia; Ostreida; Ostreidae
Product: protein shisa-5-like
Exons: 3
Coding region: 55-492 (145 amino acids)
Source: RefSeq, a predicted model, not a curated record